AAAUUCUGUUGCUUCGACACGCUUUAUGUUGCAAGAUGAGUUCAAUCUGCAGACAACAAAAUGCGAUAAUUGCAUAAUAGGAUUCAUGUUUUGCCUACAGCAGUUAGCAUGUAUAUGUAGCAUUAUUGCUUGUCUCACAGGAAGUGAAGAAAUUCAAGAUGCUGCUCAGCUUCUGAACUGUCUGUCAGACGUUGUUUACUGCACGGUUUGCAGCUGUAUGCAGACACAGCACAAGGUUGAAAUGGACAAAAGAGAUGGAAAAUUUGGACCACGGCCAAUGGCAGUGCCACCUGCUCAACAAAUGUCUCGGUUAGAUCAGCCUGUUCCCCCUUCAGUGGGAUAUCCACCUGCUUAUCCACCAACACAGCAACCCCAUGGUUAUCCGCCACCACAACAGCAGCCUCAGGGUUACCCGCCACCACAGCAGCAGCCUCAGGGUUACCCGCCACCACAGCAGCAGCCUCAGGGUUACCCGCCACCACAGCAGCAGCCUCAGGGUUACCCGCCACCACAGCAGCAGCCUCAGGGUUACCCGCCACCACAGCAGCAGCCUCAGGGUUACCCGCCACCACAGCAGCAGCCUCAGGGUUACCCGCCACCACAGCAGCAGCCUCAGGGUUACCCGCCACCACAGCAGCAGCCUCAGGGUUACCCGCCACCACAGCAGCAGCCUCAGGGUUACCCGCCACCACAGCAGCAGCCUCAGGGUUACCCACCAGCCAAUUAUCCUCCACCUGGUGCUGGAUAUCCCACGUCUGAUUAUCUUCAGUGAAUUGGAACCUUUUUUUCCCUUUUCCUGUCAGUAAAGUCCAUAUAUAUGCUUGAAUUUUUUUUAUUUUUUUUUGUAGACCAUUAUUCGUUGCUUACCUUGUAAAUCAUGUGAGGUCAGAGAAUAUGUGUUGCGUUAUACUGCCUAAGGCGUUCUGAGUCAUUUUAUCGUGGUCCUGUAGAUACUCGUAUACUGGUAGGUUGUAGAAUAAUGAACAUUGCAUGUAAUGUCUAUACGGAAGUAAAAGUGUCAUUUUAAAGAGUGUCCGGUUAGUGUGUUGAAGAAAGAUACACUAUGCUGCAAGGCUGAGUUGCUCUGAUA
Messenger RNA from Nicotiana tabacum (common tobacco), 1090 nucleotides. Lineage: Eukaryota; Viridiplantae; Streptophyta; Magnoliopsida; Solanales; Solanaceae. The record is from RefSeq and is a predicted model, not a curated record.